Molecule: messenger RNA, 1756 nt
Organism: Monodelphis domestica (gray short-tailed opossum)
Lineage: Eukaryota; Metazoa; Chordata; Mammalia; Didelphimorphia; Didelphidae
Gene: ENKUR
Product: enkurin, TRPC channel interacting protein
Cellular component (GO): acrosomal vesicle; axonemal microtubule
Molecular function (GO): calmodulin binding
Source: RefSeq, a predicted model, not a curated record
AUUUACUUUGAUAGGUAAUGUUGGAAGAUUGUGGACAAGGAAGAAAGUAUAAGUAAUUAGCAAAAGAAACCAAAAUAAUCAUCUUUUUCUUUUUUUCCCAGAAUUGCCCAUUUAAUAGGCAUUAAUAAAUACUCAAUUGCUUUAAACCAUUUUGUAGCUGAAGAAACAUAUGGGCAGAGAUUAAGUGAUUUCCCCAAAGUCACACAUAGAUGAGAUUCAAACCCAGCAUUCUCUUUAGUAUACCUAACAGUGCCAUGUACAUUUAAAAAAAUUUAGGGAAUUAAAUUGCCAGAAGGCUAAGGUUAUCAGGGCCAACUGCUACAAUGUCAAGUAAGCAUAAUAUACACAGCAAGGGUAAUGGAAAAGAAAGUUUUCAAGAAAUGACAGUUAGGGUGUGAAGGGAUCAGCAAGAAUGGGCUUAUGAAGGUUAGUGAGGUAUACUGAAUUACAUUAUGAAUCUAUUUUGAGACAGUCUUUAAAAUAUCUAACAAUAAUAUGGAAAAUAUAUAUGUUCAUAUGAGGAUACUUCUAAAGAUAACUGCUAUAUUUUUUAUUUUAAAAAGUGGCUUGGCCUUAUUAAGUAUUUUAAAAUGUUGAAUUUGGCCCUUUUCCUCUGAAAUAGCAAAUAUUAGAUUGAAAAAAAAAUUCAACCAUAAUCUUGAAAAUAAAUUAUUUUCUUAAGGCAUUUAAAAAGGGAACAUGAAGGGGGGUUUUGUGUAUUUUGAUUAAAAAUAAUAGCUAACAAUAGCUAUUUAUAGCACUUUGAAGUUUGCCAGUCAUUGUACAUGUAUUAUUGUGAUAUGUCCAAGGUCACAAGGCUUAUAAGCACCCUAGGCAGCCUUCACAUUUGGUAUCUUUGUGAGUACAGAGCUCUCUCUACUAUAACAAUUAGCUACCAGUAAAAUAGUUGUUAAAUAAAUGACAAAAAUGUUAUUGCUUAUCUUCAUACAUCAUAUACUUUUAUAUUUUACAUUCAAUACAUGGACCUAUUAUGGUGACAAAAAGCUUGAAAAGCCUCAACGAAAAAAACCUCCUGUGCCAUCGAGGAAUGAUCAUCCAAUUAUGGGAAUUCAGAGUGGAAAAAACUUCAUAAACACAAAUGCAGCCGAUGUCAUCAUGGGGGUAGCCAAGAAGCCUAAAGCUCUUUAUGUUGACAAAAGGACUGGAGACAGACAUGGCCUGGAAUAUUCAGGACUUAUUCCAAAGUACAUAAAUAAAAAGGAUUAUGGCAUUACUCCCCAGUAUAUAUGCAAGCGAAAUGAGGAAGUUAAAAAAGUGCAAGAAGAAUAUGACAACUAUGUCCAGGAGAACCUUAAGAGGGCAGCCAUGAAGCGUCUCUCUGAUGAAGAGAGGGACUCAGUUCUUCAAGGUCUGAAAAAGAAUUGGGAAGAAGUACACAAGGAAUUCCAGUCUCUUUCUGUAUUUAUUGACUCCCUACCAAAGAGGAUUCGGAAGCAAAGACUAGAAGCAGAAAUGAAACAACUGGAACAUGACAUUGGUGUAAUUGAAAAGCAUAAAGUCAUCUAUAUUGCUAAUAAGUAGUGAAGAAUUUGUAGAAUAUAAUUGUUUUAAGUCAGAAAAAUACAAAAUGGAAAAUAAAAUUAAAUAAUAACAUGCUGUCAAAGGAAGAAAAAUAGUAUUAAGAGAACAAAGCAGUAAUGUUUAAAGAAUAAUGUGAAUUGUUCACUUUUAUAAUUUUUUUUUACUGGUGUGAGAUUUCCAGGUAUGAACAAAUUAAAUUUCGAUUUUCUUUGUA